AUGGAUCACCACAACUUGCGUGAGUAUAAUAGUGCAUGUCAUCCCUGGGGAAAAUGGACAUACGGACUGUUUUGGUUCGGCGAAUGCGCCAGCGUUACUAGCUGGACCGUCGCAGCGACGGGUGUCAAGGCUGGUCUAUCGUGGUGGGAAGCCUGGAUUUGUGUCAUCCUCGGACAUUUGAUCGUGGCCUUCUUCAUGACAGCUAUUGGCCGUGGAGGCGCCGUGUACCAUCUUGGGUUUCCGACUCUCGCACGUAGUAGCUUCGGUAUUUUCGGUAGCCUUUGGCCCAUCUUCAAUAGAAAUGCCAUGACUAUUAUCUGGACCGGCGUCCAGGGAGUCACGGCAGGAAACUCCAUCUACGUUAUGCUCCACGCCAUUUUCCCAAGCAUCGCCCAUGUUCCCAACCCGUUCCCUGCAGACGUUACCAUGACGGGCGGUCGGAUGAUUGGCUACGUUAUCGGCUGGCUUCUUACGCUGUUUUGCGCCAUGUUCCAGAUGCACAAGUUCCGCAAGCUCAUUAUGGUCAAGAGUGUUCUGAUGCUCGGAUGUCUCCUUGCCUUCUUCAUCUGGGCAAUCGUGGAGGCAAAGGGAGUUGGCCCUGUCAUCAAGCAACGCGCCCAAAUUCCGGCCGGAGAGUCUCACGCCUGGGUCUUCCUGACGCAGCUGUUUAUCCAAGCUGCCAACUUUGCCACAUUCGCAACGAACAAUUCUGAUCUUACUCGCUAUGCCAGACGCCCCAACGACGCACUAUGGACGCAAAUCAUUGGUAUGCCAGUGGCCUUUGGCGUUGUUGGCUUCUUUGGUAUCUUUGUCACAUCCAGCAGCCAGGUCAUUUUCGGCGAGAUAAACUGGGAUCCUAAUGGUAUCCUCGAUGCCUUCCUAUUAACGGAUUACUCCCCUCGCCGACGCGCCGGUGUCUUCUUUAUUGCCCCGGGAUUCUCUUUCGCACAGGUCACCACUCAAAUUUUCGCCAAUCUCAUCGCCGCUGGCAACGACACAGCUGCACUGCUACCCCGAUAUGUCAACAUUCGCCGUGGCGCUGUCAUCUGCUUGGUGUUAUCAUUUGCCAUCACUCCCUGGAACUUGCUCAAGACAAGCUUCACAUUCACCAGCUACUUGGGCUCUUAUCAAAUUUUCCUGUCGAGCAUCAUUGGUGUCAUUCUUUCCGACUACUUCUGGGUGCGACGUGGAUACCUCAUUGUGUCUAACCUCUUCACAAGGGACCCACAAGGUCUGUACUGGUACCACGGCGGCGUCAACUGGCGGGCGUAUGUUGCCUACAUCAUUGGAAUAAUCCCUUGUCUCCCUGGGUUCUUGUUCCAGGUUGGCGUGAAGAGCAUCCCAUUGGGAGCCAGAAGGCUCUAUGUGUUUGCUCUACCAGUGGGUAUUAUUGUGUCAGCUAUUGCAUACGUCGUAAUAUGCCAUUUCAGCCCGCCUCCCGACAAGUUACUUGAAGGAGGGGAAUAA
This is a messenger RNA of Ilyonectria robusta, 1467 nucleotides long. RefSeq names its product permease for cytosine/purines, uracil, thiamine, allantoin-domain-containing protein. Gene Ontology annotation, biological process: transmembrane transport; nucleobase transport. The record is from RefSeq and is a predicted model, not a curated record. Gene Ontology annotation, molecular function: nucleobase transmembrane transporter activity. The transcript has 6 exons. The coding region runs from base 1 to 1467 and encodes 488 amino acids. Gene Ontology annotation, cellular component: plasma membrane. Lineage: Eukaryota; Fungi; Ascomycota; Sordariomycetes; Hypocreales; Nectriaceae.